Molecule: messenger RNA, 1841 nt
Organism: Sinocyclocheilus anshuiensis
Lineage: Eukaryota; Metazoa; Chordata; Actinopteri; Cypriniformes; Cyprinidae
Gene: efhd2
Product: EF-hand domain family, member D2
Exons: 5
Coding region: 1-696 (231 amino acids)
Molecular function (GO): calcium ion binding
Source: RefSeq, a predicted model, not a curated record
AUGGAAUUGGUCGACAAAAAAGUUGGUUCACUCGUGUAUAGUAGUUCGAUUUCAGAAGAAGAGCCGGUGGCCCUGGACGAGGCUCAUGAGAACGGAGCGCACGAGAAAACGGCCACGGCCAGCGCGGAUUCAGAGCUGGGAGCCAAACUGCAACGGCGCGGGGAGCUGAACGAGGGCGUCGGUGAACACCAGCAGCCCAGCAUGAAGGUGUUUAACCCCUACACCGAGUUCAAGGAGUUCUCGAGGAAGCAGAUCAAAGACAUGGAGAAGAUGUUCAAACAGUAUGAUUCAGAGAAAGAUAACUUUAUCGAUCUGAUGGAGCUGAAGCUGAUGAUGGAGAAACUUGGUGCACCUCAGACUCACCUGGGCCUGAAGAACAUGAUCAAAGAAGUAGAUGAGGACUUGGAUGGCAAACUCAGCUUUAGAGAGUUUCUCCUUAUCUUCAAAAAAGCAGCAGCAGGAGAGCUGGCGGAGGACAGCGGGCUUCAUGUCUUGGCACGUUUGUCAGAGAUUGACGUGUCUACUGAGGGAGUGAAGGGAGCCAAAUCAUUCUUUGAGGCAAAAGUGCAGGCCAUUAAUGAAUCAAACCGGUUUGAGGCGGAAAUCCGUCAGGAGCAGGAAGAGAAGAAGCGUGAGGCGGAGGAGAGGAAGACAAGACAAGCUGCUUUCAAAGAGCUAAAAUCAGCCUUCAAAUAGCCUCAUCCACCUCGACAGCCUCGAUUUACUCAUCCACUUUUGUCCGUCUGUCUGUCAUCCGAGUCCCCUGCAGUCAGAGAUACUAUGCAAGGCUGUGAAAUGCUCCGAGAUCCAUGCAGAUUCAUCUUCCUGAGAGAGGGACACCUAUGUAGUUCGUGCUCAUUAGCGGAUGUCGGUGUUGAAAUCGUCUGUUUUAUCGUGGCCUGUUUCUCUCACUCUCACUUUUACUCUAAGGCUUAUUUUAAAUGUGAAGCCAGACACUGAUCUCAAUACACUGGAUUGGAUUUGUUCCGUUUCAGUCGCAUGUGUAUAUAUUUACUGUAGUUCAUUCUCCCCAUCGUUGCGUCAGCUUCGUUUUAACUGGAACGGCAUUUUGUCUUGUUCUCGUCGAUGUGUCAGUAGAUUAAAAUCUAACGGUUUAAAGGGUUUUUUUUUUUUUUUUUUAAUAAUCAACUAGUACGCUCAGUAUGCCACAUCCAGUCCAUUGUAUUCAUAUCAGUGGCAAUUGCACUAGUGCAAAACAUCAUUUCCUGUUUAACCAGGAAAUGCUUUUCACUGUACCGUGACUAACAAAACAUUCAUUGCUGACCAUUUGAACAUGACAGGACAAACAUUAGUAUACACCAGACCUCUGCUCUCGUUCACAGAUACAUUAAAUAGUAAGAGCAUAAAAUAGCCUAUAUUUUUACUGAGCAGAGAGAGAGAUGGAGAAGGGGUUUUGUAAUAGUGUUUGCUGAGUGUUUAUCAAUAUUCUCUUGCAUGGCCACUGUGUCGUUUUUCCUACAUGGUUCCCUUUAGUCUUUAAGGUGUUAAAUGUGGCACAUACGAGCUUACAAUUAGUCUUUAGAAUCAAAAUGAUGAUGUGAAAUGGCUGUACAGUCAUUACAACUCUAUUUCUUCAGCUUGUGUGGUUCAUGUCGAUGGAGGUGUUGUCAGGACAAGGUCAUCUGACCGUUUGACCUCUGAACCCCUGUCUUUUGUGCUUCCAUGUGUGCUGAACAAGUAACUGUGACAUGCUUAUGGGGUUGCUCAGAUACCACAGAUGGCAUGAAAUCCACCUCCUCAGCUUUUAUAUAAAGCGAUAGUUCCCCCAAAAAUCAUUUACUCACCCUUGUGUCUUUCCAAACCUGUAUAGCUUUCUUCUU